Messenger RNA from Medicago truncatula (barrel medic), 1821 nucleotides. Its product is annotated as cytochrome P450 82A4. NCBI's taxonomy places the organism in Eukaryota, Viridiplantae, Streptophyta, Magnoliopsida, Fabales, Fabaceae. The record is from RefSeq and is a predicted model, not a curated record. The coding region runs from base 76 to 1674 and encodes 532 amino acids. The transcript is spliced from 2 exons. Gene Ontology annotation, molecular function: oxidoreductase activity, acting on paired donors, with incorporation or reduction of molecular oxygen; monooxygenase activity; heme binding.
UUUUCCACACCUAAGGAUGUAUAUAAAAGCAUAUGAUUAACCAGCAAUCAACACACGUGCUAGCUAGCUAAUUAAAUGGAUUUGGUUUUUGAUUCCCUAACUAGUACCAUCACAUUAGCAUUCUUUUCUAUAUUCUUGUUUUAUAUUUUGUUUCUUUAUCGUUCUUCCAAAGCUUCUCAAUGCAAAGAGGCUCCCAUAGUUCAAGGGGCAUGGCCAAUACUUGGUCACCUUCAACUAUUGUUAGGUUCACAAGGACCUCAUAGAACCUUAGGUGCAUUGGCUGACACAUAUGGACCUUUAUUCACAAUCAAACUUGGUUCGAGAAAUGCUUUGGUGCUAAGUAAUUGGGAAAUGGCUGAGGAAUGUUUCACCAAAAUUGACUUGGCAAUUUCCGAUCGCCCUACACUUGAAACAACUCAACAUAUGACUUACAAUGGAGCCAUGUUUUUUCAAGCUCCCUAUGGUCCUUAUUUGCGCGAAAUAAAAAAAAUUACAAAUUUAGAGAUCCUUAGCAAUCACCAGGUGGAGAAGCUACAACCUUAUCGUGUCAUGGUAGUUCGAACUUCGAUUAAAGAGCUCUACAAUGUUUGGUGUCGUAAAGAGAACAACGAGUCAUCAAAAUAUUUGAUGGUGGAGGUCAAGCAAUGGUUUACUCAAUUGAAUAUAGACUUGGUUCUUCCAUUGUUGGUUGGAAAGCGAUAUUUCGGUUCUACAAAUGUUAUCGACAAGGAAGAAGUAGAAAUAUGUGUAAAAGCUAUAAAAGAGAUGCUGCGUUUGAUGGGGGUGUUCACAGUGGGAGAUGCUCUUCCUUUUUUAAAAUGGUUUGAUUUUGGGGGCCAUGUGAAGGCCAUGAAAAAAGCUACCAAAGAGAUGGACAAGAUUAUAGGUGAUUUGUUGGAGGAGCACCAACGUAAAAGGAGUUUGAGUGAUCAGAAGGAGGUUGAUGGUGAUCAUCAAGACUUCAUGGAUGUGAUGCUUUCAUUGCUUGAUGGAACAACAAUUGAAGGAUUUGAUUCUGAUACCGUAAUCAAAGCCACAAUACUGACACUGAUUGCAGGAGGAGUUGACACAACUAGUGUCACCCUUAUAUGGGCAAUGUGUUUGUUACUGGAAAAUCCUCUUGUAAUAGAAAAAGCACAAGAAGAACUUGACAUCCAAGUUGGCAAAGAGAGGUGUGUAAAAGAGUCGGAUAUAGACAAGUUGGUAUACCUUCAAGCGAUAGUCAAAGAAACCCUAAGGUUAUGUCCACCCGCCCCUCUCUCAGGACCACGUGAGUUCACAGAGAACUCAAAUUUAGGUGGUUAUGAUGUCAAAAAAGGAACUAGACUAAUCAUGAAUCUAUGGAAGAUCCAUACUGAUCCUAAGGUUUGGUUAGAACCUUUAGAGUUCAAACCAGAACGGUUUCUUACUACUCAUAAAGGUGUUGAUGUUAAGGGUCAUCAUUUUGAGUUAUUACCAUUUGGAAGUGGUAGAAGGAUUUGUCCAGGAAUAUCUUAUGGCCUUCAAAUGGUGCAUUUAUCUUUGGCUAGUUUUUUGCAUUCCUUUGAAAUCUCAAAGGCAUCAGCUGAACCUAUUGAUAUGACUGAAGCUUUUGGAAUCACCAACCACAAGGCAACUCCACUAGAGAUUCUUAUUAAGCCUCGUUUGCCUUCUAAUUGUUAUGAAGCUAUAUGAUCUUUGUAUUAGCUUUAAAAUGCUGUGUUUUGUGUAUUUCCAAACUAUGUAAUCCUUUGGGAUUCAUGUUAUGAUUGUUCUUUAGUCCUUUGUGAUAUUUAGUGCUUUUAUUUGGUUAAAUUUCAAUUUCAAUAUGAAGCUUGAGAA